ACGAACGCAAGCCGCGUACGAUCGCAUUGCAACAAACGCGACAAGCGCAUACACUUUGUUGAUAAUCCUAGUUUUUGCUUCAAAUAACUACUUAAUUUUCUGAUUCUUUGUUAACAAGGAAGUUUUUUCACUAUGUAUUUAACCGGUACAAUAUCCAUGUUCGUCAUAUUUAUAUCAGUGACAAACGCAUUACCACCAUGCGUUUGCACGCGAGAAAAGAGUCCCGUAUGCGGUUCCAACGGAAAAACCUAUAGUAACUUCUGCAUGCUAAACUGCGCGCGCGCAUCUGAACCUAACCUCUCCCUACAAAGUUACGGCGGAUGCGAAGCUCCCCCAGUUACAUCAGACAAUUGCAUAUGCACGUUCGAAUUCAAUCCUGUAUGCGGCACAGAUGGUGAAACUUAUCCAAAUCCAUGCACUCUCAAAUGCCGCCAGAGACAAUUACACAGACUAGACAUCAGCCAUAAAGGAGCAUGUAGGAACAUUCGAGAUGUCGAUGAGUCUUGCGGUUGCAAGAAUAGAGAAACAAAAUUAGUCUGUGGCACAGAUGGUAUCACGUACAACAAUCCUUGUCUAUUAAACUGUGCUCGCGAAACAAAUCCUGAUUUACACGUACUCCAUGUUGAUUCUUGUGAUGAAAGUAAAGAUGAUUUUCCUAAAAACAACCGUUGUGCGUGUACGAGGAAUCUACAGCCCGUGUGCGCGUCUAACGGAGUUACUUACGGCAACAAAUGUCUUAUGAAAUGCGCGGGAAAUCACCUCACUGUAAAAGGACUUGGAUCUUGCGAUGAAUUUUAAUGUUGUCAUUAAUUUAAGAUGCGUCAUUUCGAACAAAGCAGUUACAUCGCUAAAGGAAUUUAUAAAGCUUGCCAAAUUAUUGUGGGUGUGAGUUAUUUUUUAUAUUUUACGCAAUAAAAUAUUGCAAAUGUGAUACGAAUUAGGUUAUAUUUUAAUGGAAUCAAAUGAAGCUUUAAUUUUUUUUUAUUAUUUAAUCUAUUUCUAAAUUAAGUGCACAGAUUAUAAAAUAAUGUUGCUAUUGUAACAUCGUGCCGUGUGAAACAUUGUGAUUGUUUUGUAAAUAAAGAUUAAAUUGAAACCAAGAUUGUUUGCAAAUCGUACGAACGAAUGGUUUAUGGUAAAAGUAUCCAAUUUUACAUUGUCAUUGGAAACUUUAGUAAUGUAGAUAAAAAGUUUUUUGUUUGUUUUCUUUGGUUACAAAAAUUGUGUGAUUUUUUUAUUGUUAAGUUAUUAUAUAAUUUACAAAUUUGUCUUUAUAAUAAAUUGUUAUGAUGUUAUGAAA
This is a messenger RNA of Papilio xuthus (Asian swallowtail), 1300 nucleotides long. RefSeq names its product serine protease inhibitor dipetalogastin. Gene Ontology annotation, molecular function: protein binding. The coding region runs from base 133 to 798 and encodes 221 amino acids. Lineage: Eukaryota; Metazoa; Arthropoda; Insecta; Lepidoptera; Papilionidae. The record is from RefSeq and is a predicted model, not a curated record. The transcript is spliced from 2 exons.